Molecule: messenger RNA, 1821 nt
Organism: Plutella xylostella (diamondback moth)
Lineage: Eukaryota; Metazoa; Arthropoda; Insecta; Lepidoptera; Plutellidae
Source: RefSeq, a predicted model, not a curated record
UAGCAGAUAAUGAUAGUUGUACUGUUGAACUGAGAACUAACCGGGGAAAAUAUGUUGAAUCAAAUCACGUUACUAUUCUGAGCGUGACUUGACACUUUUUCGACAACACAUCAAAGAGUAUAUAAACACUCAUUACACAAGUGUCACUGUCACUGUCAGACUGACAGUCAUUCAGAGUCGUAUUUCCUCCGUAUUUCAUGUUUAUUGUUUACUUCCCGAGGUUCCCGAUCUCAAUAAAUUUGAAGAUUUUUGAUUUUAAUCCGUGUUUUUGGGUGUGUAAUGGCUAAGUCAAAUAUUUUAAAGAAAAGACUGGAAAGUGACUUGAACGCGCCCCGCCCUUCAACGAGUAAGCCUGCACAAAACCAAGAAAAAUGUGCCAAACCUCUUUUAAAGCUGAUCAAGAAGCUGCUAAACUAUGUAGAUCAGGAGGAGAAAACCAUCCUCACCAACUCCGAGCUCAUGGAAAUCCUGUACCGAGAGUUUGACAUUGACACAUGGAACCUGCACAGUCUGGAAGUGCAAAUCUACAUGAAUGUCCUCAAAAAGUUCCUGAAACUUUGGCCCAAUUGGGACAGCAUCGACCAUUACUACAAGAAUGAUAAAGACACAGACGAAUUCUUGGAGAAAAAGUAUUACGUGAGCCUCAGAGAUUAUCUGAAGGAAAUGCUCGAACUUAGCAAAGAACCAGCUGCAGCUGUUAUGGAGAAAAUGCGCAAUGAAUUGAAAAACUUGGACAACAAACCAAAUAGAGAUGGUGUCGUAACAAUAUCCUGUUCACGGAAUCAAUUAAACAACCUCUUUUACCAGAGUCCGCACCCCGAAAACAACACAAUAUUCUGUUUCCAGAGCAACUCUGGCCCAUCAAAGAUAUCCACCUCAACCAUUACCUUCUAUGAGAUCCUCAACUGGCCAUCGGUCACAAUUUGGGUGGAUACUGGAAAGUUUGAAUACAUACGAAGAAACGAAUUCCACUACAAGCACACUCUUAUCAACCACGACCUAGGCUUCAAGCCACCACCACCAGAAAUAUGCAAAGAUGUGCUUGCCAAGAAUAAGUACAAGACUCGAAUCUUACAGACAAUCAGCAGAGGUGAGCUGAUGGUAUACUUGAACGAAUGGCACAGUCAAUUCAAAAGUUCUCCCACACAACAUGAACAAAUGGCCGACCGCAUAUAUUCGCUGAUCGCGUCCGAUAUGCAGCAUUUAAAGAGCGAUUCCGAACUUCUGGCCCACGACUACAUGUACUACCUCAACAAGUUUCCUUACGUGAGGUAUUUGUCAACUAAACUGGUUUCGGACGCCAGUUCCUCGGUGGAUCAGAAGUUGAACUUAGAUUUGCAAGAGUAUGUGUCUCCGUGCGUGAGCUUCAGCCUGUCAUGGUGCAAGGGGCGCGGUGUGGGCGUCGUGGCCAAGCCGACGGAGAGCUGGUUGAAGCUAAAGUGCGGCAGUUGUGACGUCACCUUCAGCGGGCCGUCGGAGCUGACUCUGAUGCAGCAGCACUUCCUGGAAAACCACAACAGUGAACCGGACUACAACUGUGCGCAGUGCGGGAAAAAGUUCACGUUCCCAAAUUUGUGUGGCCACAAGUGGAGUCACUUUUGUUAAAAUUAUGCAACUAGGUAUGAGUGAAACAAAUUACGUUACAUUAUGAGCCUUAGGUGUUGAUUUUUAUACUGUGUCAUUAAUGAAUAAGACUGGAAGACUUGUGGACUUGUUCAAGACUUUGUAAUCUGGCGCGAUGUGAUGUGAAUGAUUUUGAAUGAGAAUAAAUAUUUGGUGCAUGUCACGCUAAGUAAAUAAAUGUUAUUGUUUAAGUACUUA